UCUCGAAAGUUCUCCGUACGUGGCCUUAGAACAGGGAUCUUCUAGAUGCUGUGGUAGGAUCGAGAAAGUUCUCGUUUAAUGAAUAUACCUAGUAUAUAGACCUAGCAAGAGUUAAUUGACCCAGAUUGAUUUAGGUGUAUAAUUUGUUCAAGCAAGAAUCGUAAAAAUGGGAAAAAAUUAUUACAAAGUAUUGGGAGUGAGUCGCGAUGCAAAACCCGAUGAAAUCAAGAAGGCUUAUAGAAAAUUGGCGCUGAAGUUCCAUCCAGACAAGAAUAAGGCACCAGAUGCUGAGGAUAAAUUUAAAGAAAUAAGCGAAGCUUAUGAAGUGCUAAGUGACCCAAAAAAGAAAGAGGUAUUUGAUUUGUACGGAGAAGAAGGUUUGAAAGGCCAACCUGCAGCAGGACAGGCAAACUUCGAUUUCGGUGGCAAUGGACAGGCCUUCAGGACUUUUACAUUUACAAGUGGAGACGCUCGCGAAACAUUUGCAAAAGUUUUUGGUGAUGAGAGCCCUUUUGCAGAUUUGUUUGGCAAUGGGUUUAUGUUUGGUAGUGGGGGUAUGAAUGACUUUGGAUUUUCGAAUUUCGGUUCUACAAGAGGAAGUAAAAGCACAAAUUUUCACAAUCAUAUACAUCGAUCAGACACACCGAUGGAUGCUGACUACCCAGAUAUGAAGUUUCACAGUAAAGCGAAAAUGAAAGAUGCCCCAAUAGAGAGAGAAUUAUUGCUAAGCCUUGAAGAAAUAAACAAUGGCUGUGUAAAGCGAAUCAAGAUCACAAGAAAAGCUCUAAGUCAGGAUGGGGUGACGCAGAGAAAUGAAGAGAAGAUACUGACUAUAAAUGUGAAGAAAGGUUGGAAACAAGGAACAAAAAUAACAUUUGCGAAUGAAGGAGAUCAGUUCCCAGGACGAAUUCCAGCAGAUAUAGUCUUUACAGUAAAGGACAAGAAGCAUGAAAACUUUUCUAGAGACAAUGAUAACAACUUGUUGUACACAUCAAAACUAAGUCUUCGUGAUGCAUUAUGUGGAGUUGUUGUUACUAUACCAACCUUGAAUGGCAAAAGACUAAAACUUGAAUUUAGUGAUGUAGUAAAGCCAGGUACUGUUCAAACUAUAAAGGGAUAUGGGCUACCAUUACCAAAGAAUCCAAAUCAGCAUGCAGAUUUGCUUAUACACUUUGACAUAGAAUUUCCUAACAAUUUAGGAGAACAUGUUAAAGAUACGCUUAGCUGUGUCUUGCCAAAAUGAAUUAUCUGUUAAAUACAUGCUUGUGUUGUUGUAUGAAUGUGUAAUUGUAAAGUAUCUUAGCAAUAUCUAGGUUGAGGCAAAGAAGAGUAAUUUAUUUUAACAGGUUUAUCAAUAAAAUGAAAGCUUGA
Rhopilema esculentum is the source of this 1371-nucleotide messenger RNA. Its product is annotated as dnaJ homolog subfamily B member 4. The record is from RefSeq and is a predicted model, not a curated record. Gene Ontology annotation, molecular function: protein-folding chaperone binding. Gene Ontology annotation, cellular component: cytosol. Lineage: Eukaryota; Metazoa; Cnidaria; Scyphozoa; Rhizostomeae; Rhizostomatidae.